Messenger RNA from Physcomitrium patens, 1444 nucleotides. RefSeq lists its product as uncharacterized. Gene Ontology annotation, cellular component: mitochondrion. The record is from RefSeq and is a predicted model, not a curated record. Gene Ontology annotation, biological process: mitochondrial respiratory chain complex III assembly. NCBI's taxonomy places the organism in Eukaryota, Viridiplantae, Streptophyta, Bryopsida, Funariales, Funariaceae.
AGUGUCAUCAAGGAGGUUGAAGUAGAAACCACGCCCCAUCUUGAGAAUAAUGCGGAUCUUACGUGGCGAAGAGACCGAUCCCCGAUGCCACACGUCUUUCGCAGUGGAGUCGCUUCGUCUUGAACCGCGCUCAGUUCAACCACUACCUACCCUCAAAAAUCUGCUGCAAAGCUUGGAACCCGGAAAAAAUUAAAAUGAAACCCAUGUUGUUACUCCUAUCGGUUCUAGGGUUUUGCAUCGCUGCCAAAGGAUUCGAUGAAUUUACCCAGACAUUCGUGAAGCCACACGCGAGCUUGUCGCACAUAGCCCAAUGCAUGAGACUCUUGAAGCUGGGAUUGAAUGCUGGGAGCUCUCGGGAAGGUGUGGACGAUCACCGACUGGCUGACGCAAACCUCGGUGCUUCCUGUGUUCCUCCCCUCAAACUGAAUUCGAAGUGGCGCCUCAGCGGCAGGUACAAUAACUCGUUCAGCCUCAUGGUGAAAUCACGAUGGAUGGUGAACAAAGCCAGUGCGAACACCGCCGAUCACAAGGUGAAGGCUAAGAGGAAAUCGAGCUACGUGAAUCUGAUGCAUUGCAUUCGCUGCUCGAAGCACAGGGCCACCGACAAGGCACGCCGAACUACUGUAACCCUAAACUUGUAGCGCGGUCUGAACGGAGGUUUAUCUGAGCCCAUUUCCGUAUUGCGCUUUUUCCUCUUCUUCUUUUACUUUUACUUUUUGGGGACAGGGGGGAAAAGUAGAAAGGAGCAAGAAGGAGGAGAAGAAGAAAAGGGAGAUACUGAAGAAGUGUAUAUAUGGAAUUUCAUCAAUACAAAAGAAAAAAAAAAAAAAACAGAAGUCAGAAAAGAAAAAAAAAACAUAAAAAUAUGCAUUUAAAAUAUUUAGAAAUUUUCCUACACAAAUUUUAAGAUAGUUUAUUCGUAUGAUUUUUUUUAUAAAUUUACAUUCAAAUAAAUCAAACCAUGUAAAAUCAUGCUUGCACAUAUGCCUUUUGGAUAGUCAAGCAGUAAAUAAAUUACUAUGUAAAAUUUAUCCCAUGUCAAAAUUUUAUAGAAAGCUGUAUAUAUACCAAAAUUGACACUAAAAUAGGAUACUAUAAGAGAUAUUAAAAACUUCUUUUAGCAGAAUAAUUUACAAAAAAUAUUUUUUUUCUGUCAUCUAUCAAAUGCACAACUUUCAGUUUGUUUAAAUAUAUAUUUUUUCUUGUCUAGUGUCUAUAAUUUAUUUUAGAAAUUUAUUUACGUACACAAUUUUGUAAUAAAUGUGAUCAUUCUAAUUUGAAUGAUUUUCUCUCUUUCUAUCCCUCAACAAGUAGAAAAAAGAUAGAGACAAAGAAAAAGAUACAUUUUAUCUCAACAUUUUUGAAAAUCCCAUGUUCGUGAUAUCACUCAUGCAAGUAAAAUUAACAGAAAAAAUUAUAAUAUUAAAUUGCACAAAUGAAAUGG